CUUAUUUAAAUGCUCAAAAGCAGAGUCUUCAGUUUGUAUCAAGAGAUAGCUGGUUUAUCAUCAUUUAAGAUUAAAAAAAUACUUAUUAAUUCACAGUCGAAAAUAUGACUACUUACACGGAUAAAGGCCCAAAACCAAUUGGUGGAAAAUUCCUGGCAUUUGAUCACCUGACAUUGUGGGUAGGAAAUGCAAAGCAAGCAGCGGCUUUUUAUUGCGCGAGAUUCGGCUUCGAACCACUGGGCUACCGAGGAUUAGAAACCGGCUCGCGGAAAUUAGCUUCUCAUGCUGUCAAACAAAAUAAAAUUAUUUUUGUAUUUGAGUCUGCUUAUGAGCCAGAUGACAAAGAGAUGUCCCAGCAUUUAGCACGACACGGAGACGGAGUGAGAGAUAUUGCUUUUAAUGUCGAAGAUAUUGACACUAUUGUUCGUGUUGCGAAAGAGCGUGGCGCUACAAUCGUUAGAGCUGUCAAAGAAGAAAAAGAUGAACAUGGGAUUGUUAAGACGGCUACCAUUCAAACAUUUGGCGACACAUUGCACACUUUAAUUGACAGAACAAAGUAUAAAGGACGUUUUCUUCCGGGAUUUGUUGAUGUGCAACCUGAUCCUAUCAGCAGACUACUGCCACCAACUUUAUUAGAUUUUGUUGAUCAUUGUGUCGGUAAUCAACCGGACCAACAAAUGGAGCCAGUUGCUAAAUGGUAUGAACAGUGUCUGCAGUUCCAUAGAUUUUGGUCCGUCGAUGACACUCAGCUGCACACAGAAUUCUCAGCACUCCGUUCCAUCGUAAUGACUAACUGGGAAGAAACGGUGAAGAUCCCAAUAAACGAGCCAGCACCAGGAAAAAGACGGUCUCAAAUCCAAGAAUUUGUUGAGUACUACGGAGGCCCGGGUAUUCAACACAUCGCUCUUAAUACAAGUGACAUAAUUACGUCAAUUGAAAAUUUAAGAGCGCGGGGAGUUGAAUUUUUGUAUGUCCCGGACAGUUAUUACGAUAUGCUCAGGCACCGAUUGAAGUCUAGCAGUACAAAAGUAAUAGAAGAUCUAACAGUUCUUCAGAAACUUAAAAUUCUUAUUGAUUUCGAUGAAAAUGGUUAUCUUCUUCAAAUCUUCUCUAAAAAUGUCGAAGACAGGCCUACACUCUUUAUUGAAAUAAUUCAACGAAGAAAUCACAAUGGCUUUGGAGCUGGAAAUUUUCAAGCACUAUUUGAAGCUAUUGAAAAAGAGCAGGAAAAACGUGGAAAUUUAUAAACACUCUUCAUUAAUUAUUUAAAAAAAAAAAAAUUAAUUUUUUUUUUUUAACAAUUAAUAUACUUAUUUUUAAUUAUUAAUCAUGUU
Molecule: messenger RNA, 1334 nt
Organism: Cotesia glomerata
Lineage: Eukaryota; Metazoa; Arthropoda; Insecta; Hymenoptera; Braconidae
Gene: Hpd
Product: 4-hydroxyphenylpyruvate dioxygenase
Exons: 7
Coding region: 105-1247 (380 amino acids)
Biological process (GO): L-tyrosine catabolic process
Cellular component (GO): Golgi membrane; endoplasmic reticulum membrane
Molecular function (GO): 4-hydroxyphenylpyruvate dioxygenase activity
Source: RefSeq, a predicted model, not a curated record